Messenger RNA from Owenia fusiformis, 1886 nucleotides. Lineage: Eukaryota; Metazoa; Annelida; Polychaeta; Sabellida; Oweniidae. The record is from the annotation of a GenBank genome assembly.
AAAGAGUCUUGUUAUACUUGGUUAUUUCCCCCGUGUGCCGACUUGAGAUAUACAGACAAUUUGGAUAUUGCUUUUUCUGAGAUCUACUGAGGGUUGGAUUGAUUUAGUUUGUACAAGAAGUGUACUUCAAAGUAAUCAUUUUGGGAGGAAUAUGCUGAUUGGGAGCCUUGUUGACGUGACAUGCUUGUACAUACACUGUACCAUGGCUCAUCCAGAAACUAAUUUUGUACACCACUGAAGAAACGAUCACAUCAAUUUUGACAGGUGUAAGAAAGUAAUGACAGCUUACAAAAUUACCAGCGUAUAUAAGACGGGUUGUUUAUAAUGGAUCACAAUUAGAUAGUAUGAAAUGAGGCUCUGUCUGUUAUAACACAGUCUGAAGGUACAAGAGAGACUUUGUCCAUUACAAACCGAGUCAGAAGAAAUGCAAAGUCUUAUAUCACAAAUAUUGGGUAUAACAUCAUAACGCUGUCAAAUGGUAUGACAGACAGAUCUUCUAUUUGAUGCAAGUGCGUACCUUUAAAUACCAUCGAGGCUAUACGACAAACCAUCAGAAAAAGACGUUUAUGUAAUGGAGUGACACACAACCGGUACAUAAACCAUGCUACCCCGAAUUACAACUGUGUACAAAUAUGGAUUUUGUGCAACACUGGGAUUUCUCAUUAUUAUGAUAUACAUGUCACAAUCUAGACAUUCGAGAACCGCAAAGAGACCUUUCGACCGACUGGGGAGAGAAAUGGAGAUACCAGUUAAAUCAAAUAGGCACUACCUACAAGUCGAACAAAAGAGAUCUGCUGAAUUUCAAGCUUUUAAAACUAAGACGAAUGAGAAUAAAAUUAUCAAGUCAGAAUUUCCGAUUUCAAGUACACAAAAAAUAAUAAGUCCGCAUAAUUUUGAUUAUAUUAUAAAUGAAGAGAAAUUGUGUGACAAUGAAACAUUUCUUCUGAUUUAUGUUCAUACGGCACCUGGUCAUGUUAGACAUAGAAAUGUUAUACGAGACACGUGGGGCAAUGCAAAUAACAUCAAGGAUAUAUCCAUCAAAUUGAUAUUCCUUUUGGGAAAUGCAAGUACACGGAAACUCAAUGACGCUAUUAAAUUCGAAAGUGAACAUUACCAUGAUAUCAUCCAAGAAGACUUCGUGGAUUCCUACAGGAAUCUAACUUAUAAAGGAAUAAUGGGGUUGAAAUGGGUAACCAAUUAUUGCAAAACUGCUAAAUUUAUCCUAAAAACGGAUGACGAUAUUUUCGUUAAUAUAUUCAUCCUCAUUAAACAUUUGAAAGCCAGAUUAGAACAUGACAUAGGAACCAGUAAUUUGAUUCUAUGCCAUAUUUGGUUCAGAAUGCAUGUCGUUCGAGACAAGAGGAGUAAAUGGUAUAUUUCUGAGGCAGAAUACGAACCAAAUGUAUUUCCACCAUAUUGCUCAGGGGCAGCAUUUGUAUUAAGUGCAGAUGCACCGAAGGCUAUGUAUAAACGCUCAUUAUAUGAACCAUUUUUCUGGGUUGACGAUUAUUUCAUAUCGGGACUUCUAGCUACUAAAGCUGGUCUCGUUCGUGAAAAGUUCAACAGGCAGUACUCCAUAAGCCCAAUGCAAUUUAUAGAAAAAUUUCUUCAUCCAAUAUCACUUGAGCAACAACUUAUCUUUGGACAAGCCGUAAAUAUAAACCAAAUCUUGAGAGUCUGGAAGAAAGUUCUAGAAUUCAUGAAAACAUUAAACAAAAAUACAGAGCAUUCUAGGGGCAAGCUUAUUGAUGACAAUAGGACUAUAUGAUGUCUAUUUGCUAGAAUAACUACACAUAUCUUUCUUUGUGUCUUCUGUUAUAAUCAUUUUGUUAACGUAUUUUCAUUUGAAUUCUGUUAAAUGUAUGUUUAAUAUCGAGAUAAAAUCA